UAUAAAAACUAGAGAGAGAUGGGGACUUUGAGACCAAGCAAAACCAUUCAGUGUCCGUCCAUGGACCCUGUACUGAUGAAAGCUGCAAGAUCAGGCAACACUACUCUCUUCAACCAACUUGCAUCCCAAAAUCCCAACCUUCACCUCCAAGUAACUCCCCAAAAGAACACAGCCCUUCAUAUCAGUGCAAGGCACGGACAUUACUGCUUCAUCGUAGAGGCUUGCCAGAAAUGCCCAUCUCUCAUCACUGCUGAGAACUCGAAAGGAGACACUGCACUCCACAUCGCUGCGAGAGCUGGAUACAUCGAUUCAGUCAUUUGCCUGAUUGGGUGUGCUAGAAACUACGAUUCAUUGGAGACUGGAAACAACGGAAGUAGAGGUAUAACAGUGAUUGAAUUGGUGAGGAAACAAAAUGGAAGGGGCAAUACUGCCUUGCAUGAAGCAGUGCGGCAUGGUCAUCUUAAGGUGGUGGAGUUGUUGACGGAAGCCGACCCAGAAUCGGCAUGUUUGGUAAAUUCGGUGGGAGUUUCUCCACUCUAUUUAGCUGCUGAAGCAGGAUCAGGAGAUAUCGUCAGGCAAAUCUUACAGACAUCUAAAUCAUCUGUUCAUGGAGGUUUGACUGCUUAUGGAGGCCCCAUACAUCGUACGCCUUUGCAUGCAUCCGUUAUCUGGGGGCAUUUCGAUAUCGUGAAGAAGUUAAUAGAAGUGAAGCCAGAACUCAUCAAACAAGAAGACACAUACGGGGCAACUCCUCUUCACUAUGCCGCAUCCCAAGGUAAUCUAAAUAUGGUUCGAGAGUUUCUACAAGCAGAUGCAUCCGUUGCUUACAUAGUAGACAAAGACGGCAGAUCGCCAAUCCACAUGGCAGCUAGUAAUGGACAUGACAGUGUAAUCCAAGAACUUGUCUUUCAUCACCCGGAUUCUACUGAGCUUCUUGAUGCUAACGGUAGGAAUGCACUUCAUCUUGCCAUCGAAAGGGAAAAACCGAAUGUUGUCAGGCAUAUUCUGAAAUCGGACGAGCUUGAAGAACUUAUAAACGAGCCGGAUAACAACGGCAACACACCAUUGCAUUUGGCCAUCAUCAAGCGCAAUCUUUCCAUUGUGUAUCUUCUCUUGAAUGAUGAAAGAGUAGAUGUUAGGGCAAUGAACAAUGACAGUCUAACGGCCCUUGAUGUUGCUGAGUCAGAUACCGAGUUAUGCACGAAGCUUCGAAAGAUCCUAAUAUGCACAGCCUUGAGAAAAGUGGGUGCACUGCGGGGUCGGAAUCGACAGGAAAUUCAAGAAAAUACGGGAUGUGCUGUACAGGGAGCAACACCAAGAAUCGAGUCUUACAAGGCCAUGGCGAAAAUCAUCUUAGUACUGGCAGUGCUCAUAGCCACAGUCUCCUUUGGGGCAACUUUCACCAUGCCUGGGGGAUAUGAAAAUGAUGGUCCCAGCACAGGAAUGGCAACACUAAGGAAAAAAUUAUCUUUUGCAGCUUUCCUUGUCACCGACGCUGUUGCGAUGUUUAGUUCCAUCGCUGCUGCACUGAUCCUCAUCUGUGCGGGUAUAGGCGAUCAGGAUCUCUUGGUCGGCUCCGUAUCAUUGGCCACGAGACUAAUGGCGAUAGCACUUGGAUCCUUAACCCUAGCGUUCUUGGCAGGCAUAUGGUCAGUGGUGUGCAAAUGGCUCGGCGUCACCAUUAUUCUCAUUUUCUUUGCAUUCCUCUUUCUUGCCUUGCUUGCCCUUUACUAUCAAUUUUCGCACUUCCUUCUCCCUUUCAGAUUGGACCGACGUCCAGCACGCCAAUUUCCGAAGAAAAUUCAGACCAGUGUUGAUCUAGAACGUCUUUUAGUCAUCACCCCCAUUCCAAAUGGCCUUUGACGUUGUAUAAGAUGUACUAGAUACUCCACUUGAAACCUUGUUCAGUGUGCUAUUUUUUAGUUUGUACAGGUGGUGCCCAUAGUUGAUUGAUCCAAGCCACUGAUAUGAAACCCCCCCUCUGUGGACAAUUUGUUCAAAAAAUCCAAGCCAUUGGAUCUUUAUGUGGUUAAAUAUUGUACGCCAUUGCUGUAGUUUUUAUUUUUCUUAACUUAUAUUUGGUGAAUAAAUUUUGAGAAUAUGAUAGAAUCUACAAUAUGGAAGUUUUUUGAUGUGUUGACCAUCCAAAGCUAGUGCAAAUGUGGAACCAUAUCAAAACCAGGUUUUGAGCAAUUAGAUCAUGUCCCUCACUCAGGAAAACUAAAAGCCGAACCAAACUGUAAAAAAUCUCAGGUUGGGUAUCAUAUAAUAAUGCCU
Messenger RNA from Magnolia sinica, 2277 nucleotides. Its product is annotated as ankyrin repeat-containing protein At5g02620-like. Lineage: Eukaryota; Viridiplantae; Streptophyta; Magnoliopsida; Magnoliales; Magnoliaceae. Gene Ontology annotation, molecular function: protein phosphatase 1 binding; protein phosphatase regulator activity. The record is from RefSeq and is a predicted model, not a curated record. Gene Ontology annotation, cellular component: plasma membrane. The coding region runs from base 19 to 1863 and encodes 614 amino acids. The transcript is spliced from 3 exons.